Molecule: messenger RNA, 1677 nt
Organism: Fulvia fulva
Lineage: Eukaryota; Fungi; Ascomycota; Dothideomycetes; Mycosphaerellales; Mycosphaerellaceae
Product: Major facilitator superfamily multidrug transporter NAG3
Exons: 3
Coding region: 1-1677 (558 amino acids)
Biological process (GO): transmembrane transport
Molecular function (GO): transmembrane transporter activity
Source: RefSeq, a predicted model, not a curated record
AUGGCAGGCAUGGAUUCGAGCAUGUAUCCUGCCGGAACUCUCACUGAGCCUCCAGCACACGACUUUGCCGGAACAAGAAGAUCUAGCAGGACCUCCUCGACUCUGGGCGAGAAGGAGAGCCACGAAAUCGAGAAAGCUCAAAAGAUGAGAAGUCGGCAUGGCAGCAGAACGGCCGAUCCAAUUGAUGUCGUCAACCUCCCAUAUCGCACCCUGACCGCGGAUGCUCCAAUGGGAGAAUAUUUGACCGAGGCACCUACCGGACUUCAACAAGUCAUCACGAAUAAGACCGGCAAGGGCGAGAGAUGGGAGCUCGUCACUUUCACACCGGGCGAUCCUGAAAACCCUAAGAACUGGUCAAAGCUGUACAAGUGGUGGUGUACUAUGGUUGUGGCCAUUACCUGCUUCGCCGUGGCAUUCAACAGUGCGAAGAAGUCUCUUUUACUGACCAUCACGCUCUUCGUUAUCGGCUUCGGGGUUGGUCCCAUGGCAUUUGCACCUCUCAGCGAGAUCAUGGGAAGGAAGAUUAUCUAUGCUAGCACAUUGCUGGUAGCUGUGGUCUUCAUCGUUCCUUGCGCUGUCGCAGAGAACAUCGGCACGCUGCUAGUAUGCCGUUUCAUUGACGGUGUUGCGUUCUCGGCACCUAUGACACUUGUUGGCGGUACACUCGCAGACCUGUGGAAAAAUGAGGAGCGAGGAGUUCCAAUGGCCGUCUUCUCUGCAGCGCCUUUCAUUGGCCCUGCUAUCGGCCCUCUGAUCGGUGGCUUUACCUUUGAUGCCUUAGGUUGGAGAUGGCUAUACUGGCUCCAGCUCAUCCUGUCUGGAUUCUGCUAUUUCCUGAUUACGUUUCCUGUCCCAGAGAUGUACGCACCAACGAUCCUGGCCAAGCGCGCGAAGAAGAUGCGAAAGGAGAUGAACGACGACAAAUACGUCACAGAGCAAGAUCUUAACCUGCGACCUUUCAGCGAGCGCCUCAGGAUCUUCCUCGUUCGUCCCUUUCAGCUGUUAUUCAUGGAACCCAUCGUCCUCUUCAUCUCCGUGUACAUGUCAGUCCUCUACGGCCUCCUCUACAUGUUCUUCGUCGCAUAUCCCAUCAUCUACCAGAAAGGCAAAGGCUAUAGCGCAUCCACCACCGGCUUGAUGUUCAUUCCACUCGCGAUUGGCGUCAUUAUGAGCGCGGCUGCCUCUCCCAUGAUCAACAAACACUACCUCAAACUCGUUGCGAAGCACAACGGAAAGCCUCCUGCCGAGGCGAGGUUGAUACCCAUGAUGUGGUCCUGCUGGUUCAUCUCCAUCGGCCUCUUCAUCUUCGCCUGGUCCUCCUAUCCAUCCCUCUCCUGGGCCGGGCCCGCACUCGGUGGCUGGCCAGUCGGCUUCGGUUUCAUCUUCCUGUACAACUCCGCGAACAACUACCUCGUCGACAGCUACCAGCACCAAGCCGCCAGUGCUCUCGCGGCGAAGACGUUCCUGCGAUCAUUCUACGGAGCGGGUGUUGUCGUUUUCACUAACCAGAUGUAUAGCGGUCUUGGGGACCAGUGGGCCAGUACACUGCUAGCUUUCAUUGGCCUGGCUUGUUGUGCCAUUCCUUUUGUCUUCUAUUUCUACGGGGCGAAAAUUAGACAGAAGUCGCAUUACGCUUAUGCUGGUGACGAGGAGGAUGCGAGGAAGGGGGUACAGUGA